This is a messenger RNA of Rotaria socialis, 11631 nucleotides long. NCBI's taxonomy places the organism in Eukaryota, Metazoa, Rotifera, Eurotatoria, Philodinida, Philodinidae. The record is from the annotation of a GenBank genome assembly.
AUGGCCGAUAUACAGAAUCGACAUGGUCUUCGUGGAGAAGGUACCAAAGGAAAAGGUACACAUGAUCCAGCCAAGUUUCUACCUCAACUACCCGAAGUACGCGCUAAGCCACAAUGGGCAACACCUCGGGCACCCUUAUUUGUUCCCGGAAAGAAUAAACUUAAUGAAGUCGCAACUGAAAAUGAACGAUUCCUACAAGAACUUAUUGAACGUGAUCCGAAACGAAAACGACUUCACGGACCUGUUCGUAGUCCUGACUCAAAAGCUCUUGAAGCUGUACAUCGUAAAACAGUCGAUUCAAAGAAACAACGUGAAGAUUUUCGCAAAGCUCUUGUCGAUAUUGUUACAAAUGGAGAUAAUAACAGUGGUAAUGAUUUGAACAGUUUAUAUUUAAAUGGAGCUGAUAAUACACCAGGUGUAUCUGAUAUGCCAACAGCUGUUGAAAAAGAUAUUUUACGUUAUCAUUUUUAUGUUCACAAUGGUAUUGAUACAGAAUAUGUGGCUGAAUUAGAUGAGAAUCGUAUAAAUGAUACACUAUCACGUCUUCCAAAUGAUUUACGAAACAGUUGGGAGUCGCUCGUUACUUCACUGACUGAAGAAAUGAAAGAAGAUUAUUUGUUAAGCGUUAAAAAAGCCAUUGUUGACUUUGUACUUCGUGAUCCACGUGAUACAGAAGAAAGAGUAAAAGAAGAAACUCUUCCACAUCGCCAAGAAAUAGCUGUUUUGCCUAAACCAUGGCAUGGUUCUUUUGUUCACGCGAGAAAAUUUAUUGAAAAAAAUCUUCAUUCAAUAAAUCCAGCUAUGGCACAAGUAUUAUCAAUGUGGCAUAAAAAUAUCUUCAAAAAAUUAAAAGUGAUUGAUUGUGAAGAAUUCCGUGAACGAAAUGACUCUAUUGAACUUUCAACUUUUCAUACCACAUGCAAACGACAUAUGGAUUCAGCAAGAGAACAAUUAGCUAAACGAUGGAUCAGUGAUAUUCAAACCAUAUUUUAUCAAGGUCAUAAGCGUGGCAUUGUUCCAAGUCAAGAGGAUCCGAAAUUUCGUUCAUUUUUUAAUACAGUUGCUACGUUAAUGACACAAUGUUUACAAGAUAUAACAUUGUACACAAUUGAUGAUUACACAAAUUUACUGAUAACACCACCAGAAUCGAUUCGAAACUAUGAACAUAGCGGUUUUAUUAUGAAUAUGUUUUUGAGUGAAGAUGAAAUUAAGUUUGAACCAUCGUUUACAGAUUUCGAAACAGUCUUUCUUUCAAUGUACGAUUUAAUUAUUGCUAAAUGUAGUAAUUUACCAAGAAUCGAGGCAAAAUUAUUUUCUGAUCGAAGUACCAGUUAUGGUGAUAGUCAAUAUUUAAUUCCCGUUAUACUUCCAUCAAUACUGGAAUCAAAUAAAGCACGUUCACGUGAAAUGUUACACGGAGAAUUCGAAGGACCCCGUGAACAUGCCUCAACAUUUGAUCAAUAUUCAGUGUUAAUAACAAAACAGGCUGAUGCUGAUGUUGAACAAUUUUUAAAUCAAGAACAUUCAUUUAAUGAUUAUAUACAAGAAGUACAGAAAUACAAAGGAAAAAUUGAAGAAAUUACAUACAAUUUGGAAAAAGUUGUUCGCCGUGGAAUGUUUGAAAUUCAUUGUAAUGAUUUAAUACGAUCGUUAGCUAAACGAGCAGAAGCUUGUAUGAAUCGUUUGCUUGAACGAAUGGUAAAAGAUCAUCGAGAAUCAGGAGAAGAGUUAAUUGGUCAUUUUGAACGUAUUGCUGAACAAGCCGUUCGAACGCCAAUGAGUACAGCUGAAUUAAUGGAUAUAAUCGCAUAUUUAAGUAAAGCAAAAACUCAGACAAUUCCCGAUCUUGAAAAACGUCUUGUACAAGCUAAAGAUGAACUGAUUUUUCUAUUGGACAACACUGAAUUACCACCAGCGGAUUUACGUUUAAAUACAAAUAUGUUUUCUUGGAUCGAACGUAUGCCAGCCGCAUUUGAAGAACAUGCAUCGAUUGCAAAAGAAAAAAUUGAACAAUUCAAAGAAGCUUUAACAUUAAAACGUGAACGAUUCGUUGAAGAACUUGAUAAUUAUACUAAACAAGUGGAAGAACUUCAAGAAAUGGGAAAUAUCAAAGAAUUGCCACGCUAUCAUAAGAAAGCUCAACAUCUCGAACAGAAAUUAUCGCAAGCUGCUGAACGAAUUGAACAAUUUAAUCAAGAAGAAGAAUCAUUCAAAUGGGACAGCACAGUUUAUCCAAUUCGUCAACAAACACUAAAUCAAUUGCAACCUUAUUUGAAAUUAUAUGAAACAGGCGUUGAAUUUACCAAUAAACUCAUUGAAUGGACAGAAGGCCCAAGAGAUAAAGUUCAGCCGGAUCAAGUAGAACAAGAUGUUGGCAAUUAUGAACGGCAGCUAUUUAAACUUGAACGCCAAUUUAAUAAUAAUCCACAACCACGCAAAAUGGCCAAUCGACUACGUGUACAAGUCGGAGAAUUUAAAGAGAAGACGCCAUUAAUUCAAACAUUAUUCAAUCCUGGCUUGCGUGAUCGCCAUUGGGAACAAAUCUCAUUAGUUAUUGGACAACCAUUUAAACCUGAUGAAGACACUAAUUUAAAUAAAAUUAUCGAAAUGGAUAUUAUACAGCAUAUACCCAAACUUGAACUAAUCAGUGAAGCAGCAUCGAAAGAAUUUUCACUUGAGAAAGCCAUGGAAAAAAUGAAAAAAGAUUGGCAAAAUAUCGAGUUCUCAAUUAUUCCCUAUCGUGAAACUGGCACUUAUGUCUUAUCAGCUGUUGAUGAUAUUCAAUUAUUACUCGACGAUCAUAUUGUUAAAACACAAACAAUGAAAGGUUCACCAUAUAUUGGUCCAUUUCAAAAAGAUAUUUUAGAAUGGGAACGUGUGAUGACUACGCUUCAAGAUAUUCUUGAUGUUUGGUUAACUGUACAAAAGAAUUGGCUUUAUCUUGAACCUAUCUUUAGUAGUCCUGAUAUUAUGGCGCAAAUGCCUGAAGAAGGUCGUCGUUUUACAGCAGUCGAUAAAACAUGGCGUGAACUAAUGAAAGCGUGUUUACAAGAUAAACAUUCAUUAGUAAUUGUUAAAAUAGAUAAAAUGUUGGAAAAAUUUAAAAAAUCUGAUGAUUCAUUGGAACUUAUCCUUAAAGGUCUUAAUGCGUAUCUUGAAAAGAAACGUCUAUAUUUUUCUCGUUUCUUCUUCUUGUCGAAUGAAGAAUUAUUGGAAAUUUUAUCCGAAACAAAAGAUCCAACUCGUGUUCAACCUCAUUUACGUAAAUGUUUUGAGGGCAUUGAUAAAGUACAAUUUACCGAAAAUCUUGAAAUAACACACAUGAAAUCUAGUGAAGGCGAAGUUGUUGAAUUAAAAGACAUUAUUUCUACAGCCAAAGCUCGUGGUCAAGUUGAGAAAUGGUUACUGGAAUUGGAAGGUGUUAUGAUUGCAUCUGUUCAUAAAGUUAUUGCUGAAUCUAUUGUUGAUUAUCAAAAACGACGCCGUGUUAUUUGGGUACGAUCGUGGAUGGGUCAAGCUGUUUUAGCUGUUACUAUGUUUUUUUGGACACAACAUAUCCAUCGAUCUAUCGUUGAAGGACAAAAAGCACUUGAAGACUAUUUACAAUUGAACAAUGAUCAAAUUAAUGAAAUUGUCGAACUUGUCCGAGGUAAACUAUCAGAACAAAAUCGUGCAACAUUGGAAGCUCUUGUCGUACUUGAUGUACAUUCACGUGAUGUGUUGGCAACAUUAGUCGAUGCUAAAGUUUCGAAAGAAGAUGAUUUCUUAUGGUUAGCACAACUUCGAUACUACUGGGAGAAUGAAAGUGUAUUGACACGUAUGAUCAAUGCAAGUUUAAAAUACGGUUAUGAAUAUCUUGGUAACUCAUCUCGUCUUGUUAUUACUCCAUUGACAGAUCGAUGUUAUCGUACUUUAUUCUCUGCCUUACAUCUACAUUUGGGUGGUGCACCUGAAGGCCCAGCUGGCACAGGAAAAACUGAAACAACAAAAGAUUUAGCAAAAGCUGUUGCUAAACAAUGUAUUGUCUUCAAUUGUUCAGAUGCUAUGGAUUACAAAGCAUUGGGCAAAUUCUUUAAAGGUCUUGCAUCAUGUGGCGCUUGGUCUUGUUUUGAUGAAUUCAAUCGUAUUGAUCUGGAAGUAUUAUCUGUUGUUGCUCAGCAAAUUUUAAUUAUUCAACGUGGUAUUACAUCAGGUGCUGAUACGAUUCUUUUUGAAGGUACCGAUAUCAAACUUGACCCAACAUGUGCAACAUUUAUUACAAUGAAUCCUGGUUAUGCUGGACGAUCUGAACUACCAGAUAACUUGAAAGCUCUGUUCAGACCAGUAGCUAUGAUGGUUCCUGAUUACAGUAUGAUUGCUGAAAUUAAAUUAUAUUCUUCUGGUUUCGUCAAUGCUCGACCAUUGGCCGUUAAAAUUGUAGCUACAUAUCGUUUAUGUUCUGAACAAUUAUCAUCUCAGCAUCACUACGAUUAUGGUAUGCGUGCUGUCAUCUCAGUUUUAAUUGCAGCCAAAAAUCUCAAAUUGAAAUAUCCCGAUCAGAAUGAAGAUAUUCUCGUUUUACGAUCAAUUAUUGAUGUUAACUUGCCGAAAUUUUUAGCUGGUGAUUUACCGUUAUUUGCUGGUAUUACAAGUGAUUUGUUUCCUGGUGUUAAAUUACCUAAACCAGAUUAUGAUCAAAUGAAUGUAGCUGUCGAACAAGCAUGUAAAGAUGCUAAUUUACAAUGCACAUCAUUCUUCCUGGAGAAAAUUCAACAAAUUUAUGAAAUGAUGAUUGUACGACACGGUUUUAUGAUUGUUGGUGGACCGAUGGGUGGGAAAACAAGUGCUUACAGAACAUUAGGAGCAGCAUUGGCUCUUCUUCAUGAAAAAGGUCAAAUGGAUGAAAAUAAAGCUGAAUAUACAGUUAUUAAUCCAAAAUCAGUUACUAUUGGUCAAUUAUAUGGUCAAUUCGAUCCUGUCAGUCAUGAAUGGAGUGAUGGCGUUUUAGCUGUCAACUAUCGAAAAUUUGCAGUAUCAACAACGCCGGAUCGUAAAUGGUUACUUUUCGAUGGUCCAGUCGAUGCUAUAUGGAUUGAAAAUAUGAAUACUGUAUUGGAUGAUAAUAAAAAAUUAUGUUUAAACAGUGGUGAAAUUAUUCAAUUGGCAAAGACAACUAAUUUAAUUUUUGAGCCUAUGGAUCUCGAACAAGCUUCACCAGCUACUGUUUCACGUUGUGGUAUGAUCUAUAUGGAACCAGCUUCUCUUGGCUGGCGACCAGUAUUUACUUCAUGGUUAAAUUUAGCACCACCAACGCUAACUGAACAACAUAAAAAAUUAAUCAUUGAAUUAUUCGAACGCUUCGUUGAUCCAUGUAUUGCUUAUUUACGAAAAGGUGGCUUGAAAGAAUUAUCCCCAACAAGUGAUUCUAAUCUUGUACGGUCAUUAAUGAAUAUACUCGAUUGUCUAUUUGAGAAAUUUCAUGAUCCGAAGAAAUUUGCCUCCUACGUAACAAAAGAAAUUUUUACAUGGAUUGAAGGAAUGUUCUUUUUUGCAUUAAUAUGGUCAAUUGGCAUAACUGGUGAUACAAAUAGUCGAGUCAAAUUCGAUAUAUUCUUACGAAAAAUAAUGGUAGCUGGUAUUGAUGAUGAAGAAAAACGAAAUUUUAGUCUAUUAGAUCCUGUACCACCACCACCAAAGCCUUACACAGCUCUUUUACCGGAGCAUUUAACUAUUUACCAUUACAAAUUUGUUUCUGAAACGGAGGACGAGGAAAAUGCUCGCGAAAAACCGCCUGAUGCUGAAGAAGGCAAUCAAUAUUGGGAACCAUGGUCAUAUCAACUUUAUAAUGUUCCUCCCAUUGCAAAAGAUACACUUUUUAAUGAAAUUAUUGUUGAAACAUUAGAUACCGUUCGAUUUACAUCAUUGCUCGACAUGCUUGUAACGCAUCAAAAAUCUGUACUCGUUGUUGGUCCAACGGGCACUGGUAAAUCAGCAUAUAUCAUUGAAUAUUUACUACGUAAAUGUGAUAAAGCUAUAUAUAAACCAAUAUUUAUUAACUUUUCGGCACAAACAAGUGCAAGUCAAACACAAGAUAUUAUUAUGUCAAAAUUAGAUAAACGACGAAAAGGUGUCUAUGGUCCACCGGUUGGACAAAAAUGCGCCGUUUUUGUUGAUGAUCUUAAUAUGCCACAAGUUGAACAAUAUGGAGCUCAACCACCCGUUGAAUUAUUACGACAAUGGCUUGAUCAUAGUAAUUGGUAUGAUCGAAAAGAUCAAUCACGUAUUGGUCUCAUUGAUAUGCAACUUAUUUGUGCUAUGGGUCCUCCAGGUGGUGGCCGUAAUGCAGUAACAGCUCGUUUUCUACGACAUUUCAAUACACUUGGCAUCAAUGAAUUUGAUGAUAAAGUAUUAACAACUAUUUUCACGAAAAUCAUGGAAUGGCAUAUUACUGCCAAAAAUUUCAAUGAUCAAUUUAAACUUGUAAUUCCAAUGAUUGUUCAAUCUACACUUAGCGUAUACAAAGCAUCGCUUCUUUCGUUGCUGCCAACGCCAGCAAAAUCGCAUUAUUUAUUCAAUUUACGUGAUUUCUCACGUGUUAUUCAAGGUAUUGCAUUAAGUGAUCCAGAGUCAUGUCCAGAUCCAGCCGCAAUGAAACGAAACUGGAUUCAUGAAAUUCUUCGUGUAUUUUACGAUCGUUUAAUUGAUGAUGAUGAUCGUAAAUGGUUAUAUGAACAAGUCAUAAAAACAUCAAAAGAAGUUCUCCGUGAAAAUUUCCAUAAUUUACUCGGACAUUUAGAUGUUGAAAAAAAUGGCACCGUUACCGAAGAUAAUUUACGUAGUUUAAUUUAUUGUGAUUUUGGCGAUCCGAAAAAUGAAGCACGACGUUAUUUAGAAGUUACGAAUCUUGAACAAUUGCGUACAGUUAGUGAACAGUAUCUUGAUGAAUUUAAUCAAAUGUCUAAAAAACCGAUGAAUCUUGUCUUGUUUCGUUUUGCUAUUGAACAUGUAUCACGUGUAUCACGUAUCAUAAAACAACCAAGAUCACAUGCCUUAUUAGUUGGUGUCGGUGGUUCCGGUCGACAAUCAUUAACACGCCUUGCUGCACAUAUGUCUGAGAUGGACACAUUUCAAGUUGAAAUAUCAAAAAGUUACACAACAAAUGAAUGGCGUGAAGAUUUAAAACGUGCUCUACGCAAAGCCACUGAAACUGAUAGUCAUCUUGUUUUUCUAUUUUGUGAUACGCAAAUUAAGGAUGAAUCAUUUUUGGAAGAUAUCAAUAAUUUAUUGAAUAGUGGUGAAGUACCAAAUCUAUUUCCAGCUGAUGAAAAAGCUGAAAUCAUUGAUAAAAUGCGCACACUUGACAGACAACGAGAAAAAGUAAAACAAACUGAUGGCAGUCCAUUAGCUCUUUUCAACAUGUUCAUACAACGAUGUCGUGAUCAACUACAUAUUGUACUUGCUAUGAGUCCCAUUGGUGAUGCAUUUCGAAGUCGUCUAAGAAAAUUUCCAUCACUUGUUAAUUGCUGUACAAUUGAUUGGUUUCAAGGUUGGCCCGAAGAUGCGUUGGAAGCUGUUGCGCAAAAAUUUCUUGAAGAAACUGAUAUGACCGAUGAAGAACGUCGAGCAUGCAUUGAUAUAUGUAAAUAUUUUCAUGUUAGCACACAAACAGUAUCAAAGCGUUUUCUUGCUGAACUCGACCGACAUAAUUAUGUCACACCAACAUCGUAUCUUGAAUUAAUCAAUACAUUUAAAACUUUACUUGAAAAACGUCGUUCAGCUUUGUUAUCGGCGAAGACUCGUUAUGAAGUUGGCUUAGAAAAACUUGAAAAUGCUGCAUCACAAGUUGGUAAAAUGCAAAAGACCUUAGAAAAUUUACAGCCGCAACUUGUUGAGAUGGACAAAAAAGUUGAUGAAACAUUAGUGAUUGUUGAACGAGAAAAGACUGAAGCUGUUCGACAAGAACAAAUCGUUCGUGUUGACGAAGAAAAAGCCAAUGAACAAAAAGCAUCCGCUGAUCAAAUUAAAGCCGAGUGUGAUUUAGAACUCGAAGCAGCUAUGCCAGCGUUUAAACGAGCUACUGAAGCCUUAAAUACUAUAAAACCUGAACAAAUUGCUGAAAUGAAAGCUAUGAAAAAUCCACCAGGUGCUGUAAAAACAGUUAUGGAAGCUAUAUGUAUAUUACUUGGUGAACAAUCAGAACGAGUUGUCGACCCCGCAACUGGCCAACGUAAAGAAGAUUGGUGGAAAACAUCUCAACGUGUUUUAGGUACUCAGAAUUUUCUCAAAACUCUACUCACCUAUAAACGUGAUGAAAUUUCGCCUGCUCUAAUGAAACGUAUUCGUGAGAAAUAUGUACCGGAUCCAAAUUUUCAACCAGAUAAAGUCGAAACUGUUUCACAAGCUUGCGCUGGUUUAUGCAAGUGGACAUUGGCUAUGGAUAAAUAUGAUGUGGUCGCUAAAAUCGUUGCACCGAAGAAGCAAGCUUUAGCUGCUGCUGAAGAUCAAGUCGCAAAAGCUGAAGCUAUUCUAUCGGCAAAACGUGCACAUUUACGUACUGUACAAGAGAAAUUAGCUGUUUUACAAAAACAACUCGAUGAAAAUUUAGCGAAAAAAGACGAACUAUCGAAACAAGUCAUGGAUUGUAAAACAAAAUUAACACGUGCAGAAACUUUAAUCGGCGGACUUGGUGGUGAAAAAUCACGUUGGAUGCAAGCUGCGAAAGAUUUAACACAUCAAUAUGAUAAUCUUAUUGGUGACAUACUUCUAUCAAGUGGUGUUAUUGCCUAUCUAGGAGCAUUUACCGCUGUUUUUCGACAAGAUACGGCAAAUGAAUGGCUUAAAUUAAUCGAAGAAAAAAAUCUACCACGUUCACCAUCAUUUUCUCUUGUUGGUACUCUUGGAGAGCCUGUUGUUAUUCGAGCAUGGAAUAUUGCUGGAUUACCAAGUGAUUCAUUUUCAAUAGAAAAUGGUAUUAUACUAAGUAAUUCUCGCCGAUGGCCAUUAAUGAUUGAUCCUCAAGGACAAGCAAAUAAAUGGAUUAAAAAUAUGGAAAAACCGAAAAAUUUACAUGUAAUUAAGCCAUCUGAUUCUGAUUAUGUACGUGUUUUGGAAAAUUGUAUUCAAUUUGGUCAUCCUGUUUUAAUGGAAAAUAUUGGCGAGGAAAUUGAUCCAAUGCUUGAACCAUUACUUCUUAAACAAACAUUUAAACAAGGCGGUAGUUUAUGUAUUAAACUGGGAGAUUCAGUCAUUGAAUAUUCGCCUGAUUUUCGUUUUUAUAUGACAACUAAAUUACGUAAUCCACAUUAUUUACCGGAAACAGCUGUUAAAGUGGCCCUACUUAACUUUAUGAUUACAUUCGAAGGCCUUCAAGAUCAAAUUUUGGGUAUCGUUGUUGCACGUGAACGUCCCGAAUUGGAAGAAGAAAAGAAUUCUCUAAUUAUUCAAGGUGCUGAAAAUAAACGAAUGUUAAAAGAAAUUGAAGAUAAAAUUCUUCAAGUGUUAAGUGCUUCGUCUGGAAACAUUCUUGAAGAUGAAGCAGCUAUUAACGUUCUCUCAAGUUCCAAAGCAUUAGCUAACGACAUUAGUGAAAAACAAUUAAUUGCCGAAGAAACAGAGAAAAAGAUCGAUGCUGCUCGUUUAGGUUAUACGCCAAUUGCUAUUCAUUCAACCAUUCUGUUCUUCUCCAUCGCUGAUCUGGCUAAUAUUGAGCCUAUGUAUCAAUAUUCAUUGACAUGGUUUGUUAACUUAUUCGUAGCGUCGAUUGAAAAUUCAGAAAAAUCAGACAUAUUAGAUACACGAUUAGCUAAUCUACGUAAUCAUUUCACCUAUUCAUUAUAUAGUAAUAUCUGUCGUUCAUUAUUUGAAAAAGAUAAAUUAUUAUUCUCAUUUUUACUUUGUGUUAAUUUACUUAAAUAUGAAAAACAAAUCGAUGAUGAAGAAUGGAGAUUCUUACUAACAGGUGGUGUUGCUUUAUCGAAUACAUUUUCAAAUCCAACAGCAUGGCUGCCAAUAAAAUCAUGGGAUGAACUUGUUCGUGUUGAUGAAUUAGCACGCUUUAAAGAUAUAAGAAAAAAUUUUCUUGCACAAAAAGAUGGCUGGAAACUUGUUUACGAUUCAACAGAACCACAUAGAGAGAAAUUCCCUGACCAAUGGCAAACUCAACUAGGAGACUUUCAACGGAUGUGUGUUAUACGUUGUAUACGUCCGGAUAAAGUUGUACCUGCUGUACAAGAUUUCGUACGUGAUCAUUUGGGCCAGAAAUAUAUUGAACCACCGCCAUUCGAUUUAUCAAAAUCAUAUCAAGAUUCAACUUGUAUUACACCGAUUAUAUUUGUUUUGUCUCCAGGUUCCGAUCCGAUGUCAUCGUUGAGUAAAUUUGCCGAUGAUAUGGGUUUCGGUGGAGCUAAAAUGCCAUCUCUUUCCUUGGGUCAAGGACAAGGCCCAUAUGCAGUACAAAAUAUACAAAAGGGUAUAAAAGAAGGUAAUUGGGUUGUACUACAAAAUUGCCAUUUGGCUCCAUCAUGGAUGCCUCAACUCGAGAAGAUUUGCGAAGAAUUUAAUCCUGAUACAAUUCAUCCAGAAUUUCGUCUAUGGUUAACAUCAUAUCCAAGUAAACAAUUUCCUGUUGCUAUAUUGCAAAAUGGUGUUAAAUUAACCAAUGAAGCACCAAAAGGUUUACGCUUCAAUCUAUUGCGAUCAUAUUUAAGUGAUCCAAUUAAAGACCCAGAAUUUUUUGCCAAUGCUAAAAAUGGACGAGCAUGGAAAAAACUUUUAUUUGGUCUUUGCUUCUUUCAUGCGUUAGUACAAGAACGACGUAAAUUUGGACCACUUGGAUGGAACAUUCCAUAUGAAUUCAAUGAAACUGAUUUACGUAUUUCCGUGCAACAAUUGAAUAUGUUUCUUAAUCAAUACGAUGAUGUUCAAUAUGAAGCUAUUCGUUAUUUAACAGGAGAAUGUAACUAUGGUGGUCGUGUUACUGAUGAUUGGGAUCGUCGAACAUUGAAAACUUUACUUGCCAAAUUUUAUUGUCCAAUUAUUAUCGACUCCGAUGCAUUUCGUUUUGAUGAAAGUGGCCAUUACUAUGCACCACUAGAUGGUGAUUAUGAAUCAUAUAUGACUUAUAUUAACAAUUUACCGUUAAAUGCUGAUCCAAAUAUAUUCGGUUUUCAUGCAAAUGCUGAUAUAACAAAAGAUCAAAAUGAAACAAACCAAUUAUUUGAAAACAUCCUUCUUACACAGGCAAAAGGAUCUACAGGUGGUGUUGGCAAAACACCCGAUGAUCUUGUUAGUGAAGUAGCUGCUGAAAUUCUUAGCAAAUUACCACCUAAUUAUAAUAUUGAAAUGGCUAUGCGAAAAUAUCCAACUGAAUACAAACAAAGUAUGAAUACUGUACUUGUACAAGAAAUGGGUCGAUUCAAUCGACUUUUAACAACUGUUCGUCAAUCUUUAAUCGAUGUACAAAAGGCCAUCAAAGGUCUUGUUGUCAUGUCAGCUGAAUUAGAAGAAGUAUUUAUGUCAAUGCUUAAAUCGAGAAUUCCUGGCACGUGGAAAAAGAAAUCUUAUCCAUCAUUAAAACCACUUGGCUCGUAUGUGCUGGAUUUUAUUGCUCGAUUGAAAUUUCUUCAGGUAAGAAUUAAUAGAAAUCUAUGUUAA